Molecule: messenger RNA, 1523 nt
Organism: Cimex lectularius (bed bug)
Lineage: Eukaryota; Metazoa; Arthropoda; Insecta; Hemiptera; Cimicidae
Gene: Ucp4A
Product: mitochondrial uncoupling protein 4
Exons: 8
Coding region: 476-1435 (319 amino acids)
Biological process (GO): mitochondrial transport; response to cold
Cellular component (GO): mitochondrial membrane
Source: RefSeq, a predicted model, not a curated record
AAUUUAUUUUUUGUUCGCUGUUCAAGAAAUUUUCUUUGGUUGGCCAAUGUUGCCCAAAAGUUUUUCUGUCGAUAAAUCCGGCAAAUCUUAACUCGGCCAUUUUUUUGAAAUCUGGCGGCAUUUUGUUUCGAGUUCCAACGCCACCGUCACCCAUCGGCCGAGUUUCGAGACGGUCGAGUGCCAGAUGCCAGUUCGGAAAACACGAUUACUAGUUCUUGAAGGCCCGCACGUCCCAAGUCGUUUUUCCCAUUUGGAACUGAACGAGAGCCGGCAGGGGUCCCAGUCCCAACUCCGACCUCGGCCGCCUCCUCGUCCAAUUCAACUCGGAGGACGCUUUCGGUGAGGUUUCGUCUAUUUUCGUUGUCAGAAAUGACUUUCAUAAUAAAACGUGAAAGUGGAUUUUCCGAAUUUCAAACUCUCCAGCACAACUCCGCUGAAGAAUACGUCGUAGAACCUUGCAGGGAAAACAUUUGAAAUGGUGCAGACACAGGUACCUCACGCUCACAUCAAGUACAGUUACGCAGAUACACUAUGGUGCACGUACAUAAUUUCGGUAUUUGCCGCAAGCAUAGCAGAAGUCUUGACAUACCCUCUGGAUUUAACAAAAACCCGGUUGCAAAUACAAGGUGAAGUUGCAGCACAAAAUGGGACACACAAGACACCAUAUCGGGGUAUGUUGGGUACUGCCCUUGGUAUAGUGCGAGAGGAAGGAUUUUUGAAGUUAUGGCAGGGUAUUACGCCUGCUAUUUACAGGCAUGUCAUCUACUCAGGAAUACGAAUAGUUUCAUACGAAAAAAUGAGGAGGAGCGUUCUGAAAAAGAAUGACGACGGGUCUUUCCCAAUAUGGAAGUCUGCAAUCAGCGGAGUCACAUCUGGGGUUGUGGCACAAUUUUUUGCUAGCCCUGCUGAUCUAGUCAAAGUUCAAAUUCAAAUGGAAGGCAAGCGUAGACUGUUAGGCAAAGCAGCAAGAGUUCAAAGUGCAAGUCAUGCAUUUCAAAAAAUUUUGAAUGAAGGAGGAAUCCGAGGCUUGUGGAAAGGUUCAAUACCGAAUGUCCAGAGGGCUGCUUUGGUCAACCUUGGCGACCUAACGACGUAUGACACAGCCAAACAAUUUAUUCUGUCACACACCAACCUCGAAGACAGUCACACAACACAUGUUUUAUCAAGUGGAUGUGCAGGUCUGGUUGCUGCAACAAUGGGAACACCUGUAGAUGUUGUGAAAACAAGAGUCAUGAACCAACCGACUGAUGGAAAGGGGCGGGGACAGUUGUACAAGUCUUCAAUCGACUGCCUGGUCAAGACUGUGAACAACGAGGGCUUGUUCGCCCUCUACAAGGGUUUCCUCCCAGUGUGGAUCCGAAUGGCGCCAUGGUCACUCACUUUCUGGCUUUCCUUCGAGCAGAUGCGUAGCAUGAUUGGAGCCACUGCUUUUUAAUAAGGGAGCAAUUGAGGAGAAAAAAAUUUGCACUUGACAUAUUUAAUUAUGUUUGUAUUAAUAUUUGUGUGAAAGAGCCAAAUCUUAA